AAGUACGCUACACUCUCUCAUCGAUGGUCCGACGAAGAGCUCUUGUUCCAGGACUUCCAGAAUGAUAUCUUCAUCAAGUCCUGCCUCGGUUGGAAGAAACUGCUGAACUUCUGCACCACUGCCCGCCAGUAUUAUGGCGUCUCGUUCUGCUGGGCAGAUACCUGUUGCAUUGACAAGACGAGUAGCGCCGAACUGGAUGAGAGCAUCCGCUCAAUGUUCAGGUGGUACCGCAACUCGGCAGUUUGCAUCGUGCACUUGGCUGCCACAUCGACUUUCACAGACAUAGAUGCCGACGAGUGGUUCACGAGGGGUUGGACUCUGCAGGAGCUUCUGGCCCCCAGUAUAAUCCGCUUCUUUGACGCAGGUUGGCGGCCGCUAUCGCUCUCUUUCAACGAUAAAGAGCCGGGAUCAACUAUCCUUCCGCGCAUAUCCCUCAUAACAGGAAUUCCGAGCGACCAGGUCCACGGUUUUCACCCGUCUUCCAGGAUGCGUGUUGACAACCGUAUGGCUUGGGCUGCGGGAAGGGCUGUCACUCGCGAUGAAGACGCGGCGUACUCGUUGAUGGGCAUCUUCGACGUAUCCAUCCCCAUCGCGUAUGGUGAAGGCCAAAGUCGUGCUUUCUGUCGCCUCGUCGAAUCUAUCAUCAGCGCGGGUGGACAUAUAUCCGCCCUUAAUUGGAGUGGUAGAUGCGCUCGUCACCCAGUAUCCUCUGCGAUACCCGCGUCGCCUAAAAGCUACUGCGAUCAAGUGGCGCUGCCAUACCUUUAUAACCGCUUCAUCUUUGAUGUGGAGAUGGCCAUGACCAAUAGAGGGCUACGUCUC
Coniophora puteana RWD-64-598 SS2 is the source of this 822-nucleotide messenger RNA. RefSeq lists its product as uncharacterized. The transcript is spliced from 2 exons. The record is from RefSeq and is a predicted model, not a curated record. NCBI's taxonomy places the organism in Eukaryota, Fungi, Basidiomycota, Agaricomycetes, Boletales, Coniophoraceae. The annotation marks the transcript as partial.